Molecule: messenger RNA, 2409 nt
Organism: Talaromyces amestolkiae
Lineage: Eukaryota; Fungi; Ascomycota; Eurotiomycetes; Eurotiales; Trichocomaceae
Exons: 1
Coding region: 1-2409 (802 amino acids)
Biological process (GO): ribosome biogenesis
Cellular component (GO): nucleus
Molecular function (GO): ATP binding; nucleic acid binding
Source: RefSeq, a predicted model, not a curated record
AUGGCUGACGAUGGCAUGCUCCUCAACUUUACGAUAUCCGACACUGUCCUCAAGCCCGAAGCCAAAUUAAAAGGCGGAUCAUGGCGUGAUCGACUAUCAGCGAAAAAACUCGCUCAAGGCAAACGGGCUCCUCGAACGAGAGUCCUGAGAGCACCUGGCACCGGCCCCUCCGGCGAUAAUCCGAAUAAUGUGCGAAUUGGUGAGAGGAGGGAACCGUCUUCGCAUCCGAAUAAGAGGCCGCGAACGGAUGGUGCGGAUUUUCGUCCUGCUACAUCGGCUGAUGGGAAGCCCCGCGGUGGAGGAAGAGGAGGACAUCGAGGACCGAAGCCGAAACAGAUUAUUUCGUCGUUAUUCUCGUAUAAUCCAGAAUCGAAAGAGACCGAGGAGGACACCGAUAAGAAAGUUGAAGCCGAAGCAGAUGAGGUCGAAGUGAAGCCGUCGAAUGCACCAUUGAUCGACGGAAUUGAAGACUUCACGAACCUCGGUCUUGCUCCGACGCUGGCUGCACAUCUAUUGACAAAAAUGGAAUUGAAGGCACCUACCGCAAUCCAGAAAGCGUCUAUACCGCAAUUGGUGAAAGAAGAUAGUGAUGCUUUUAUUCAGGCGCAAACGGGUUCCGGAAAGACGUUGGCAUAUCUCUUGCCGCUUGUUCAGAGAAUUAUAAAUCUUAAAGAUAGUGGUGCUAUAUCGAAGAGCACUGCGAAAGGGAAUGAGGAUUCGAUUCAUCGUGAUGCUGGGCUGUUUGCGAUCAUUUUGGCGCCGACGAGAGAAUUGUGUAAGCAGAUCUCGAUCGUACUGGAGAAUCUGCUACGAUGCGCUCAUUGGAUUGUCGGGGGUACGGUCAUUGGUGGAGAGAAGAAGAAGUCGGAAAAGGCCAGGCUCAGGAAAGGAUUGAACAUUCUUGUCGCUACACCGGGUCGACUUGCGGAUCAUCUGGAUAAUACUCAAGUUUUGGAUGUGAGCAAUGUACGGUGGUUAAUAUUGGACGAGGGCGAUAGAUUGAUGGAUCUGGGUUUUGAGGAGGAGAUACAUGGGAUUAUGAAGAAGCUCGAUGCGAGACAACGACCAAGCUCGAUCACUGGUCUACCGUCUAAAAGAACGACAGUGCUCUGCUCUGCCACCUUGAAGAUGAAUGUGCAACGACUAGGAGAGAUCAGUUUGAAGGAUGCAGUGCAUAUCAAGGCAGACCCUACCGAAGCGGGCGGGGAGGAUGAAGACGUCGAUGGCGAGAAGGAUGCAUUUACAGUACCGGCGCAGCUUCAACAGUCAUAUAUCGUCGCAGCAUCGAAGUUGCGUCUGGUUACCCUUACAGCUUUGAUGAAGCGUACAUUCAUGCGCAAAGGCUCGGUUAUGAAAGCAAUCAUCUUCGUCUCAUGUGCUGAUUCUGUUGAGUUUCAUUUUGAGCUAUUUACACGAAAAGACGAGAAUGCUCCUACAGAGCCACAACCGGCGCAAUCAUCCGACGAAAGCGACACAGAGGAAAGCGAUGGACAGGAAAAAGCUAAAACUAUAGCUGCAGCUAAAGCAGCUGAACAUGGUACCAUUGGUCGCGCAACAGCAUUUUCAAACGCAUCUAACCCAGUUACCAUACAUAAACUCCACGGUUCGUUACCACAAAACGUUCGUACAGCUACACUUGGCGCAUUCGCUCAAAGCAAAGAAGCUGGCGUUCUCAUAUGUACUGACGUUGCGUCUCGUGGUCUCGAUUUGCCAAAUAUCGACCUUGUCGUUGAGUACGACCCGGCCUUUAGCUCCGACGAGCAUCUCCACCGAAUUGGUCGUACGGCACGUCUCGGUCGUGAUGGCCGAGCGAUAGUAUUCCUCCUCCCAGGCAGCGAGGAAGGUUAUGUCGACAUACUCAAACGCAGCUACCGCGACGGAGGCAAAGCACUUACUCGACAGAAUGCAAACGACGUAUUGAAACGUGGCUUUGGCGGAAACACCGAUGCCACUAGCCAGAAUUGGGAGGAAAAGGCUACAGAUUGGCAGUUAGAUGUUGAAAGAUGGGCGCUGGAGAAUCCGCAGUCCUUGGAACUUGCGCGACGAGCAUUCCAGUCACAUAUUCGUGCAUAUGCGACCCACGUCGCUGCUGAACGAAACAUGUUUAAUAUCAAGGAGCUUCAUUUGGGCCAUUUGGCGAAAGCGUUCGCACUCCGUGAUCGGCCCUCAAAGAUCAACGUUCCAGGCUUGAGACAAUCCAAGGAUGAUACGAAGAAGGAGUUCAAAGCCGAUAGGCGAGGAUCUGGUAAACCUUCUGGCGGCAACGCAGUUGAAAUAAAGAAGCGCAAGGCUGCUGGUGGCGACGACGAUGUCCCACGCGAGACGAACAACGAAGAUGCAGCUCGCAGAAUGCGCGCCAAGAUGCGAUCAUUGACUGGAGCGGGCGCAGACGAGUUCAACUUGGCUUGA